Pistacia vera is the source of this 1218-nucleotide messenger RNA. Its product is annotated as zinc finger BED domain-containing protein RICESLEEPER 2-like. Gene Ontology annotation, molecular function: DNA binding. NCBI's taxonomy places the organism in Eukaryota, Viridiplantae, Streptophyta, Magnoliopsida, Sapindales, Anacardiaceae. Bases 1 to 1218 code for a protein of 405 amino acids. The transcript is spliced from 2 exons. The record is from RefSeq and is a predicted model, not a curated record.
AUGGCGAGGAUGAGGGAAAGAGCUGCGCAGUGGGUCAUGAUGCAUGAGCAUCAUUUUACCAUUGUGGAGGAAGAAGGUUUCAAUCUAAUGCAAAAAACUAGGAUGCCUGAGUGGGAAAAAAUAACGUGCACAACAAAUAAAAAAGAUUGUGUGUCUGUGUUUGAGAUUGAGAAGAAGAAGUUAAUGAAUGUUUUGAAGAAUGUCAACAAGAUAAGCUUGACGACGGAUUUAUGGAAGUCAAGUAACCAGAAUAUAGAAUAUAUGGUUAUAACUGGACAUUUUAUUGAUGGUAAUUGGAGGUUGCAGAAAAGGGUAUUGAGCUUUGUACAUAUUGAUCCUCCUCACACGGGUGUUCAAAUUGCUGAUUCGGUGUACAAAUAUUUAAAGGAAUGGGGUAUUGAAAACAAGGUGUUCACUAUCUUUGUCGAUAACACUUCUAGUAAUGAUGUAGCAAUCAGAACAUUGAGAGAGAAUUUUUCAGUAACCAGGCGGUUGGUUUGUGGAGGGAAGCUAUUCCAUGUGCGGUGUUGUGCACAUAUCUUGAAUCUUUUGGUUCAAGAUAGCCUUUCUGAAAUUAAGGAUAUUGUUAAAAAAAUCCAUGAUAGUGUGUGGUACAUCAACCAAUCGGAGAGCAAGGUCCAAAUUUUCUCACACAUUAUGCAACAGCUACAGUUGCCUAGUCGAAAGUUGAUUUUAGAUUGCAAAACAAGAUGGAAUUUGACGUAUGAGAUGAUGGUAACUGCACUACAAUUUAAAAAUGUGUUUCCGAGAUUCAAAGACAAAGACUCUGGGUUUAUUUAUUCUCCUAACAACGAGGAUUGGGAGAAAAUUCAGAAGGCAAUAGAUGAAAAUGAAUUCAUUCGAGUUAUGGUGAAAAAGAUGAAAGAGAAGUUUGAUAAAUAUUGGGGUGAAUGUAAUUUGUUGAUGUCGAUUGCCACUGUCUUGGAUCCGAGAUAUAAAAUGAAGGUGAUUGAAGUUUCUUUCCCUAGACUGUAUCCCGAGUCUGAAGCACAAGCAAAUAUCACCAAAGUACAGGAAGCAUUGUAUGAGUUGUACAGGGAAUAUGUGGAGGAAUUUCACUCUUCCAACAAUGAAGAAAAUGUUGGAAUGAGCAUGUCUACUCAGAUGAAUGUAGGAACCGAAGCUCCUACUUAUGGGGAAUUUGAUUUAGAACAUUAUCUUAUUGAGGAUGAAGAUAUUCAUUCAGAAAAGUCAUAG